Lucilia cuprina (Australian sheep blowfly) is the source of this 4394-nucleotide messenger RNA. RefSeq lists its product as uncharacterized. Gene Ontology annotation, molecular function: zinc ion binding; nucleic acid binding. The coding region runs from base 2148 to 3581 and encodes 477 amino acids. The record is from RefSeq and is a predicted model, not a curated record. Lineage: Eukaryota; Metazoa; Arthropoda; Insecta; Diptera; Calliphoridae. The transcript has 2 exons.
UAAAUUUUUGCAAAUUACCUACACAAUUACUUAAAUUAAGAAUUUCUAAAAAAUUAUUUAAAAUUGAACUAAUUAAAUAAAUAUUCAACAACGUUAUCAAAUUUACAACAAAUUAACUAAGAAUGAUAAAAUUAGAAAUGUAAUUCAAAUGCGUAAUUUUCCAAUGUCAAAAGUUUAAAAUUCUAAACAUUAAACAAAAUUAUUAAAAACAUGUAUAUUAAAAAUUAAACUUUCGACGAAUUGUACCAAAACUAACAUGAAUUUGUUUCCUAAAUCAUAAUUAAAUCUACAACUGAAUUAUUACUUAAAAAUCUAAAAAAAAAUAUGAAUAAAUUAAUUUAAUUACUAAGCCAUUAUAUUCAGUAAGAAAAUUUAUCCUAAUUUUAUAUAUAUAAGAUCAUUUAAAAAUAUGUUAAUAUUAUUCCUAACAAUUAUUUGAAUUUAUGCAAAAGGAUUAAAACAUUUAAACUUAAUAAUUUUCUUAAUUAAAUAAGUUUAAUUACUAACAAUAUUUUGAUGAGUGUUAAAUUAUCAUGACUGAUCUUUUAUUAAGUCUAGGUCAUCUAUCUACCAACAUAUUGAUUUGUAAAAAAAAAGACGAAAUAACAACAACAUCACUGAUUGACUGCUGGGCCCAACAUUUCAUUCAAGUGCAUUUCUUCAUUCAUCAUUUUCGUAAGUCUCAUUAUGCUUUAACACUCAUUUAUUAUAUAUUUUCAUUCAUAAAUUUAUUUAAUAUUUUGCUACUUACUACGAAUUCUUUACUGAAGUUAAUAAGUCAGUCCGAUUUCAAAAUGUUCCCUUAGUAUAAUGUAUUUUUUUCCAUUCAUUCAUAAGUAAUUUCAUUGAUAAAUGAUCUAAAUCGUGUUGUUCUCUUUAUUAUUAUUGAGAAUAUUUUAUUCUCUUUUGUUACAUUUUGUUUUAAUAAAUCUUAAAUGAAAUUGUAAAAUAAAACCUAAAAUGCAUUUGUAAAUAUUAAAUAGUAUGGGAACGAUAGCCAAUCUGAAUUGUGAAAUAUAAUGUAAGUAUAAAUCGUGUCAUUAUUAGGGACAGAUUUAAAAGUAAUAUAGGGUGUAGUCUGUCCUGGUGUUUGACAAUGCAUAUGUCAAUCUUGGGAGGGAAAUCAUUGCCCUAUGUGGUACAACAUCUAACCACCAUAUAGUUUGUCACAUGACUCAUUAUUUUCUAGGUUUUAUUUAGUUUAUUUUAUUUUUGUACAGUCUAGGGUAUUUAUAGGCAUGUAGGCUGUAUUAUAUGUUUAUGCGUUUCAAGUAACUGGGUUAAGAACUACGUAUACCUAUCUAGGAGCUAGCUGGGAAAUCUUUUCAUGCCCUUAACAAAAGUUAAUUUGUACGGUUUUGGUUAAAAUCAAAUAGAAAGUAAAUUUUUAUUACUCUCGAAUGUAGCCGGCGCAUAACAUAUAUGGCGCCCAACGAUAAAGGCCAUUUCAUGGUCAAAAAAAAAAAAAAAAUGCUCUUAUAAACUGAUAUUUCCAUAUGAACAACAUAUAAAGGGUUUAUCAAACUGGAGUUGGUUAAAAUGUCUGUGCAAAACAAAAGAAUUACAUAAUUUCUAUCUUAUACUAACUAAAGUAUGUAAGUCAUAGCUUAAUGUAAUUGAAAAGCUUUUAAGUCUAUUUGCGACAUACUUAUGUUACGUAUUAUUUAUGUUAACCAACUAAUUUUGCUAUUGUUCCAAAAAGUCCAAGACGAGAGUAUAUUUUUAUAAAUUGAGUCUUAGUUGCAUUUGGAACUUCGAUAAUUGUUACUCAAGUCCAUUAUGAUUUCUAGGUAUUAUAGAUUAAAAUGUUGCGGUUUAACAAUUAUUAAUAAAUUUUAACGAAAGGUAGAUCCGAUUUAGUUUUUUUUAUAACUGAACGUUGCAUCUUUCACUUAGAAACAAUGACAUGAUUUAUACGAACUAUUUUCACUUCAAUGAUUUGGUCUAUUUUUCCCAUACGUAAUAAGAACAUAUACAAAUAACUAUUUUUUUUAAACAAUUAAAUUUUGAAUAUUAACAUUUAAAACACUUUAUUACAAAACUCUUUAAUCAUAUACAUACAUAUAUAUAUAUAUUUCUGAUCUGAAUUAUUUUAAUAAAUUUCGCACUAUAAAAUUUUACUUGUUCGGUAUAUUACUCGUUUCUUUAUGAAUACGCGAAGUUCUUCAGUAGGUGGUCUAAAUAGCUCUUUAAACAGAGGUCGAGGUGCUAGAAGUUCUUCAGCCUCGCGUAAUAAUAUUCCUGUAGAGAUUAGUAAUUUGAGUGGUACGAAAUCGAAAGUGGUACAUUCACCUAAUGUCAAUAAAUCUGGAGAGGUACAACGAACGGUUAGCACGGAAAGUUUACCAUCCCAAGUUCUAUUCUCAGAUAUCCAAGUCAUGGAUAAUCAAAACAUUCCCUCUCAAAUUCAGAAUUUAAUGCCAUCUAGUAACAGGGAUUCGACUUCUGGAAUGAAUCCUGUUCCAGCAGAUAAUGCUGCUACAGUUCCAAAUACUAGCUCAGGAAGCUCCUUAGAUUCCCUUAUGGCUCUAAUGGAGCAAACAAUGUUAAACACAAGGGAAGAGUUCCGUAGAGAGUUAAACGCUAUUAGGGAUAGCAUCUCUCAGAUAGGAGGUACAAAUACGUCCAAUAGACCACCAGAAUUUAUACCAUUUAUACCAAACAUAAAUACUCCAAGCGUUAAUACUAAUCAGACAGGACCUAGUCUAGGUAAUUAUUCGGUCAAUGAAAAUAAUGUAAAACUUGAAAAAUGGAAGAUUUCUUUUGACGGUACUGGGUCUGUGUCUGACUUCCUUUUCAAAGUGGAAACACUUGCUAACAGAUCAAAAUGUUCGGACGAACAUUUAAUGUCAAACUUCCAUAUCCUUCUCGAUGGUAAAGCCGAACAAUGGUAUUGGCUUUUUACCAAACAAAAUCGAAAUGUAACCUACCCAUUGCUUCGACACGCACUUACAAAAGAAUUCGGCCAUAUUGAGUCGGAUCAUGAAGUUAUUCUAAAGAUUUCUUUGAGGAAACAAUCAUUCAAAGAAUGUUAUGAUGACUUUCAUUCAUCAAUUGUUUCCAUGAAUUUACGCUUUCAAAACCCCUUGCCUGAUCCCACUUUGAUUGACAUAAUUAAGAGAAACUUAAACCCAAAUUUGCGUUUUCUAUUAUUCAAUAGCGAUUCGCGUGAUUUAAACGAGUUUAGGGACAAAGCACGUAAGGCAGAAAAAGUUUUACGUGAAACAAGAUUCCAGAAUCCCAAUAUAGUCCAGACUCGUAACGUGAGCGAAAUCGAAGUUUUGCCUGAAGAGGACGAUAGUCCUGAAACUAUAGAUCCUCAGAUUGAGGCUUUAAAAUUUUCAAAAAAGCCAACUAAAUAUGACUUUUCAAACAUACAGUGUUGGAAUUGUUUAUUGUAUGGGCAUUCUUACAUCUAUUGUUCUAAGCCAAUAGAAAAAUAUUUCUGUUUUAAAUGUGGGACAAAAGGUUUCUUAACUCCCAAUUGUCCCAACAACCAUAAUUAUCAGGGAAACCAGAAAAUGGGCGAUCUGGCGACCGGGGACAAUCGUCCACCCCUGCAAACCCCGAAUUUCAAAUAGUUUCUUUUAAGAACAAACAAGCCUCUAAUCCUUACAAUGGAAAUCUUACCCUUGACUCUACCCCAAAUACACCAGCAAAAGUUCUAACACAACAAUCUAAAACCAAAAGUAAUAUGCCAAAAAUAUGUACAAUUUCCCGAAAUAUUGACAGAAUUGCUAAAUGUCGAUUGCGUUUUAAAAAACGUAACUAUUUUAAAAAAAUAUUAGAAACAACUAUUCUAAAUGGUAACGACGACAGGCCAUUUACUAGAGUUCAAGUUUUUGAUGAAUAUUUAAUCGGACUACUAGAUUCCGGAGCAAAUGUCUCUGUUUUAGGGAAAAAUAGCUUAGAAUUUUUAGAAAGAAACCAUAUCAACUUUAAAAGAAUUAGUUCUUCUAUUUCAACCGCAUCUGGUGCAAAACAAAACGUUAUCGGGUUUUGUUGUCUACCAAUUCAUUAUAAAGGUGUAACUAAAAACAUUGAAUUUUAUAUUGUACCUUCAUUAAACCAACAAGCUUACUUUGGCACAAACUUUUGGAGGGAAUUUGCAAUAGCACCCGAAUUAUUUUCAUUAACUGUUAACAAUAUUUCCGAACUUACACAGGACUCCAAUUCUAACGAUAAUUUUCACCACUUGUCAUCUGAACAAAAAUUAAUCCUGGAACAAACGAUUCAGAAGUUUCCAUCAUUCGAGAGACUAGGGCUAGGAUGUACUGAUUUGUUAGUGCAUCAUAUUGACACUGGGGAUUCAGCAUCCAUUAAAUGCAAACAUUAUCCACUUUCUCCUCCUCGUCAGGAAGAGGCCUAUAGAGAGAUAGAUCGGUUAUUGAGCA